CCCCCCUACACUCCACACCCCACACACAUGCACAAAACAUGUACGUACAUCAACAAAACUCUAGAUGCCACACCAGGCCUCCCACAUCUCAUGCACAAGAUGAGCAGAAAAGAGAGAGAGAGAGAGAGAGAGAGAGAGAGAGAGAGAGAGAGAGAGAGAGAGAGAGAGAGAGAGAAACAGAGCUGUGUUUCUGACUGAUGAUGAGGUGGGUCCAAAGAUUUACAGCCACAGAACAGAUGUAAAAAAAAAAAAGAAAGGGGGAUAGUAAAGUGAGCGAGAGUGUGAUUCUGCUACAGAAUUGUGAAAAAUACAGAGGAGAGGACUAAAAAGAAGAGGAAAUAAGAAAAGUGGAAGAGACAGAGAAAGAGAGAGAGAAAGAACCAGAAAUAGCGACAGACAAAAGGAGUGAGGUGAGUUUUUACUAUAAAUUACUGAAGAUGUCUUUAAUAAUGAGCACAUGUAUUACUACUACUUAUACUACUAAUAAUAAUGAUGAUAAUACAGAUGUUCAGACACAACCAGUUUCACCUGCUUACACUUCUGAUGACCAUCUGUCUCCAUGUCACCUUGGGUGUGAGAGCUCAAUACAAGCAGAGGCAGAUGGACAGUGAGUUGAAGCCGUAUGUGGGUCGAGUGGAUGCAGCGUUCCUGUGUGAGUUAAUGAAGUGUUAUAGUCCUGUUGGAUCUCAGUGUCAGGUGGUGAAGAAUGAAGACAUUCUUAUCCCACAGUGCGUUUGUCCAACAACCUGCCCUCAGCAGGUGGCCCCAGUGUGCAGUGUUGUGGGUAAAACCUACAUCAGCGAGUGUCUCCUUCACAAAGAGGCAUGUCGCAAAAAGCGCCGCAUUGAAAGGCACACAAUGGACCAUGUCUGGAGGUUGGAGUGUGUUCAGAGCAGGAGUUGGGUCAGUUCCCUUACAGGCUGCUUGACUGGUUUUUUGUAAUCAGCAGAAUAGGAAAACGAUACACAGCCACACACACUUCAAGCUGCACCACGUACACGCAGAGAGUACAGCUUGCACAGAUCAUGUGACAGGAACAGGAACAAUAAAGUGACUGUGAGUGAGUGGACUUCGUGUUUGGUGGAUCGAUCAGAGCAGUGGUUUAAUCAGUACAUGUGUAAGUGAUGAUUUGUGUUUAUUUGUAUCAUUGUUGUGUUUAUUGUUUAUGCCAAUUGUGUUUGUCACUAAAAUUUUGUCCUAAAAUGAUUUUUAACAGCAGUAAAAAUGGGUUCAAGGAAACUGUGUGCUCAUCUGAGCAGCAUCGAAUCGAAUCAAAUGCAGCAUGGAUCAGAAUCGAAAUGAUUUUCUGUAAUAUUUUUUAUUCCUGUGUAUUAAUCCCAAAUAAUUCUGUUUAGUCCCAAUAAUAAACAAUUUCAAUACUCA
Messenger RNA from Silurus meridionalis, 1383 nucleotides. RefSeq names its product SPARC-like 2 (gene sparcl2). The transcript has 6 exons. Bases 490 to 942 code for a protein of 150 amino acids. The record is from RefSeq and is a predicted model, not a curated record. Gene Ontology annotation, biological process: cell differentiation; multicellular organism development. Lineage: Eukaryota; Metazoa; Chordata; Actinopteri; Siluriformes; Siluridae. Gene Ontology annotation, molecular function: protein binding.